Molecule: messenger RNA, 2373 nt
Organism: Drosophila kikkawai
Lineage: Eukaryota; Metazoa; Arthropoda; Insecta; Diptera; Drosophilidae
Product: involucrin
Source: RefSeq, a predicted model, not a curated record
AUGAGUGAACACCAGCCGGCAAUCGAAGGAGCUUUGAAUUCAGCACAAGAACAUAAGGACACUAAUAAGGAGCUUAUUCAAAGUGACAGUGAAAAAAAGAAAGUGGAUCCCCAGUUGCUGAAGGAGGUAAAGGAAAGUAACGACACAAAGGAUAACCAACAUUGUGCUGAACCCAAGAAUCCUGAGAAGAAUGAAGCUUCAGGGGAGGAUAUAAACAGACCCCUCGUUCUGGAAGAGCGGCAUUCGCUAUCCAUAGCAGAAACCAAGAAGCGCAGAGCCAGCAUCUACUCUAAUGAACUGCUUUUCAUACCCAAGGAGCUGGCCCGCAGUGAACUUCAUCAGCGAACACGAACCCUUAGCAGAUACGCCAAGAAUCGGGAGUAUCACCUACGAAUGCUCAAGUUUCCUGUCGGCUCAGGACGUCCUCGAAUCGUAGCAGAGCAGAUGAAGAAGGCUCAAGCGAUUGAUCAGUCGAACUCCGAGCAGGCGUUGGAUGGAUCAGAAUUGAGCGAGGGGAAUGUGGCCAUCAAACGUGAAGAGGAACCCACUGAUGAAGUACACGGAGAACUUCAAGAUUCCAGCGGUUUGCCCCAAAAUAUGCACAAUUUUCAGGUGGAAAAAGGACUUAAAAAUCAACUGCCCGAUGAACAAGAGAUCAGUAAUAUAUUGUUUGAUUUGGUUAAGAAAGAAGUCGUAGAAAAAGAGGCGCUGGAGGAAAGAAACCGAAAGAUCCUUCAAAGCCAGCGCCAAAGUGUUAUAAUAACAAACACUUCAAGACUACAGCACUAUCCAUAUUUGCGCUGGCACAAGCCAGACCGCAAAAUAUUGGACUUCAACUCGCUGCUCCAGUUUCCAUGCAAAGUCGAAAAAGAGCCGGAAGUCCCAGUAAAUUACAGUGAGAUUCCACUCAUGAAUGUCAGCAGUGAUUGCAAUCAAACCGAAGAAGAAAGCGUGGUGCGUAUUCAGGAGCAGGAGCAGAAUCCACAGUUGCCGGAUAACCAGGAAGAUCCACUGCAAUCUCAGUUUCAGAACCCAGAGACAAUCAUUUAUUUACCUCAGUGUGAGAACGAGCUUCAGCCACAAUUAGUGGCGGCCGAAGUACCCGUCGAUAACUCCACUAGAGCAGCACCCAUGUCCCUUGAUCCGGAAGGACAAUCAACAAACUCGGCUCUCCGCCAGCAACUAAUACAUCACAUCGUCCAGCCGGCCACCUUAAGAGAGAACCUACUUCAAUCCAGCAGUUGCAAUAACAAUGCCGAUGAUCGAAUCAACCAAAACCUAAGGCAACCCCAAUUUCUUGAGACAUUCCCCCCCGAAAUAGACCAUCAGUGGAACCCCGCCAGUGUAGAGAACUACGCUGAUCAAGCCUACCACGAGCAGCAGUUGCAUCUUCAGCAGCAAUACCUGUACACGCAACAGCAACAGCAUCAGCAGCAUCAGCUGAUGGUCUACCAUCAGCAUCAGUACAAUAUAGAAAACCAAAUUCAAGAAAUGAGGAUAAUGUACCAGCGUAUCAAGUGCCGCGAGGAGGAGCAACUGCAUCAUUAUGGCAAAUCCCUGAAGAAAAUCCAAGAGGAGCGGCUUGCCUGUGAACGCCGCCAUGCGGAGGAGAAGCGCGUGUUUCUGUUCAAAAUUGAACAAAGCAGAAAGCUGGAGGAGAAGCUAAGGUCAGAAAAGGAGCAGCUGCUUCGACAUUUGAGAACCGAUCUCAAGACUCUGGAGCUGAGAAUUGCUGACCAGCAGCGGCAGCAGAAGGAGAAGGCUCUGGCUUGGUCAUGGCAGCAUCAGCAGCAGCACCAACAAUCUCAAUAUCAGCAACCUCACUUCCAAGAAAUGGAGGCCCCUCCAGGGCAAUAUAUUCAAACUGAAGUCCAGCCAAGCCAGGACCAAUAUACUCAGCACCAGCAAAUGGUAAACCAACAACAUACGUUGCUGUACCAUCCGCCAGCCUAUGUAUAUUCACCUGCUUACCAGGAUAUGAAUGUGCAUCAACAUGCCAUGCAGCCUUAUCACGAACAGAUGCCACCCAAUCCUGCGGAAACCCAUGCUGGAAUGGUUAGGUCUGCCCUCGAAAUGCCACACCGAGUCUUGCAGCCGCCACCACCGUUCUGUCCUACCAGCACCAAGACCCUAGAUGAGUCUUCUUUAUCGUCUAGGAAAAUUCGACAUCGCCGCCUCACCACUGACCACCGCUCGGAGCCAUAUGCUGUCCCAGUCAGGGACCCUCCGCCUCCAAGUGCGCCACCUCCAGCCGAGUACUUGCAGUUUCCGGGAAACCCACACAUUGGUCCGGGAGGUCAAAGCAGCCAUGACCUGGAAAUUAGAUCUGUUAUGGCCAAUUAUGCCGCAAACUAUAUGAAUAGACGUGCCUAG